UAAUGGAUUAUCAGAAAUUAUUUAAUGUCAUUCCAAAAGAACCAAGGAGAUGGACUCAAUGUGAUGUUGAAUCCUGGUUGGAGUUCAUUGGAUUACAAGAUUUAUCAGAUGUUUUUUGUAUUGAUUGAUAAUUCAAAUUUAUAGAAAGAAAUGCUAUUGAUGGUGCUUGUUUGGAAGUGUUAAAUGAUGACGAUUUGAAUGAAUUGGGUAUCAACUCUAAUGUUAAAAAGAAGAAGAUUUUACAAUGGAUUCAAAACGGAUUCAUAGAAUAUAAAUAGUUUGUUAGAGACAAUGUAGGUUAGAGCGAAUGGUCUAUUGCAAGCAAAUAGAUAAUAAAUAAAGAAAAUCUCGAUUAUACUCCUAUUCAAAGAUUGAAUGAUUUCAAACCAAGAAGAGAUAGUUUUUAAGAUAAUCAUAAAGUUGAAUUGAUAGAAUCAAUGAAAGUAGUUGAAGCACCUUAAAUUUUACAAUAACCAAAAUAAAAUCUGGAAGCUACUAAAAUUCCAUCUUAUCCAAAUUCUAUAAAGUAGAUUGAAUCUAGACACAUCAUUGAAAUAGUUUGCAUUGGUGAUAAUUAAAAAAUCUGUGUGACAGAAAAAGGACUUAGUAUAGGAAGAAACCCAGACAAUACUCUGAUUUUGAGUGAAGAUUACGUGAGUAGAAAUCAUUGUCUGAUUGAAUUUGAUUAGAAAACAAAGAAUUUUUAUUUGAAGGACACUGGAAGUACUUCUGGAACAUUUGUAUUGUUGAUGCAACCAUCGUUAAUGAGAUUGGGGUUGAUAUUACAUAUGGGAAGCAUGCAAUACAAAUUAGAGCAGAUGAAUUGUAAUAAUCAAUAAUGUGAUGUGGUAUUGAGAGUUGCGGAAGGGUUGCAGAAAAAUCAAAAAUUUUCAUUCUAAUUAAUUAAGAAUCAGAAUUGUCUGAAAUUUGGUAGAUAGUUAGAUCAAUUUAGGAUGGAUACAGUAAAUAUUAUUUAUAAAUAUAUAGCAUUUGUCUGGGAUUCAUGCUCAAUUUAGUUACACAGAUGAUGGGUUGAUUUUGGAAGAUAUGGGGAGUAGAAAUGGAGUAUGGGUGAGAUUGAGUGAAUAAGGGUAGUGUAGUGAAAGAGUGAAGUUGAGUUAGGAUAGACAAUUUAGACUUGGGUAUGAAAAAAUAUAUUUGUGUAAUAUAAAUAAUAUUAAAUGAAUAAUAAUUAAGCCAAUUCAGCAAUAUCUAUCAAAUUAGUCAUUGUGGGUGAUGGUAGUGUUGGGAAGACCUGCAUUUUGAUUAGGUAAGCUUUCUGAUGUAAAAUAUAGAUACACACAAGAUAAAUUUCCAACAGAUUAUGUUCCAACAAUAUUUGAGAAUUAUUGUACAUAAAUUGCCUACGAGAACAAAAUGGUAAAUCUCAACUUAUGGUAAUUAAUUACAUUUAUUUCAAAAAAAGGGAUACAGCUGGACAAGAAGAAUACAAAUAAUUGAGGUCUAUCAGUUAUCCAUAAAGUGAUGUUUUUGUAAUUACAUUUUCAGUAGAUGAACCAAGUUCAUUUUAAAAUGCUGUCAAAAAAGUAAUUAGAUUACAUGAAUAAAUUAGUGGUAUCCUGAAUUGUAGGCUGAACAACCUAAUGUGCCUAAGAUUUUUGUAGGAAAUAAAAUCGAUGUAAGACCAACAGAAAAUGCAGAUGAGAAUAAAUUUGUGACCUUUAAUAUAGCUUAGAAAGUUGUUUCUGACUUGGGAUGUAAGUACAUUGAAUGCAGUGCACUAAAUGGAACUAAUUUAAAAUAAAUUUUCUUAGAAGCAAUUAGAUAAGCAAUAAAAAAGAAAUUCCCUCCCUAACAACCUUAAGCUUCAUAACCAACUAAGAAUCAAUCAGGAGCUCAAAGAAAGAACAAUUCUAGUGACAAUGAUGAUGCCAGUGGCAAAUGCGCAAUUUAGUGAUUUUAUCAAGUAGCAC
Paramecium octaurelia is the source of this 1934-nucleotide messenger RNA. Lineage: Eukaryota; Ciliophora; Oligohymenophorea; Peniculida; Parameciidae. The record is from the annotation of a GenBank genome assembly.